CAGACAUUUUUCAGGCCUAUUCCUGUGUCUGUUCCAUAACAAUAGAAAACGAAACAAAGUCAGUGGUACUUUCAUCCCUACUGCUGUUAUUCUAAUAUAGAAAAGCAAGAGAAGAGUACACGUAGUAGAUGAAUUGGAUGGACCCUUGUCAGGUCACCUCGUCUACCGUGUGGCUAAAGGUCAUCACUCCGAUUGGAAAAGGCCGAGUUUAAGGUUUGCCCGCGUAUCGACAAAAUACUGACUAAGUGGAAUACAGUUUUAUUAUUUUAAAAGGAGACGGACCUUCUCGUAAAUUCGGCGUACAUGUCAACCUGAAUUUACAUGAUGCUCCAAAAAAACUAGUCAUUACCUCCACCUCUGCCCGGUGCCCGGGAGCAUCCAGCCAUAUCUAAGAGAACCGCCGCACAAUUCAGGGACGCCGUUGAGUCGCUUUGGCUUCGUGCGUGCUUCGGGGCAUGGACCCUUAACCUCCUCGUCCGCCACGACACGCUGCUGCACCACCGCUCUCCGCUCGUUGUGUGACGACACCGUCAGGUGAAGGCGCUGCCGCACAAACCCCUGCGACACGCGAGCCCCCAACGCACCGGCAACGAUGUUCUCGGCGCUCAAGAAGCUGGUGGGGUCGGAGCCGGGGCAGCUCAGGGACAAGAACAUUCCGGCUGGCCUGCAGUCCAUGAACCAAAGUUUGCAGAGACGCUUCGCCAAAGGAGUCCAGUAUAACAUGAAAAUAGUCAUCCGGGGGGACAGAAACACCGGCAAAAGUACUUUAUGGCAUCGACUGCAGGGCAAGAAGUUCGUGGAGGAGUACCUGCCCACUCAGGAGAUCCAGGCCACGAGUAUCCACUGGAAUUACAAAAUGGCGCCAUAUCAAGCUACCGAUGAUGUGGUCAAGGUAGAGGUGUGGGACGUGGUGGACAAAGGCCAAAAAUAUCCUCUUCCAGAAGGUGUAGGCAAAGGCAAAAGGCGCGGAGAGAAUUUGAAACUGGAGAAUGAGCCUCAAGAGUCGGACGAGGUGGCCCUGGAUGCAGAGUUCUUGGAUGUGUACAAGAACUGUAAUGGAAUCAUCAUGAUGUUCGACAUCACCAAGCAGUGGACUUUUAACUACAUCCUGAGGGAGCUGCCCAAAGUGCCCACCCACGUGCCCGUGUGCGUGCUGGGCAACCACCGGGACAUGGGCGAGCACCGCGUCAUCCUCCCCGACGACAUCAGGGACCUGAUCGCAGGACUGAACAGACCGAUGGGAGCGUCUUACAUCCACUACGCCGAGUCCUCAAUGAAGAACGGCUUCGGUCUAAAAUAUCUGCACAGGUUUUUUAACAUCCCCUUCCUGCAGCUACAGAGAGAGACCCUUCUGAGGCAGCUGGAGACAAAUCAGCUGGACAUGGACGCCACCCUGGAGGAGCUGUGUGUCCAGCAGGAGACUGAAGAUCAGAACUAUGAGAUUUUCCUGGAGAACCUGGAGUCUCGCAGUAAGGGCUUCGGCUCUCCCGGUCCGGCUAACGGUCAGAGUCCUGACUCGGGCUCCCAGUCGCCCAUCGUCCCCCCCAGCGGGGCCUCCACGGGCAGCUCCAGCCCCGGCACCCCUCAGCCGCCGGCCCCCUCCCAGGCGCUCCCGCAGUCGCCCACCGUGUCCGCCCCCGCCUUCUCCCCUCCGCCUCCGCCCCCGGGGACGACCGUCAGCGCGGCGAGCUCCCCCGCCGUCGAGUCGAAGCCGCCGGCCCAGUCGCCCGAACACCUUCAGGCCUCGGGGGGGUCUGCCCCCCAGAAACGGGGCUUCAUGUCCCGCUGGUUUGGUGCACCUCCUGCUGCUGAGGCUCCUGCUUCUGCGUCAGACGAGCCGCCGGCUCCGAUGGGUCCCGCUAAGGUUCACAGUGUGGACGACUUUGUGCCGGAUGAGAGGCUGGACAGGAGCUUCCUGGAGGACAGCCUGCCCUCCAGGACCAAGGCGGCUCAGCCGGCAGCGGCUGUGGACAGCGACAGUGACGGCGAGGACAGAGGAAACCCCAUGGUGUCCGGUUUCCAGGACGAGCUGGAUAUCGACGACACGGAGCCCUGCCUCCCCCGGCCGAAGACCCUGCCCCCCAGCAAAGACAUCACUCUGACCAGUGACGAGGACGAGGGGGUCCCGACGGCCCCCGCCGUCCCCAAGAGCCAAGAGCUGGACAGCGACUCUGAGCUGAAACCGCCCAUGAUCCUCAGCAAGAAACCGAAGGUGGCGUCCAAAGCUCCGGAGGUCCGAGGCCAAAGCGCCGCCCUCGUCACCCUCACUCUGACUCCGACGGCGGAGCAGCCGCCCCGAGGUCAGGGCAAGAAGAAGGGAAGCCCACAGAGGGCCGAGGACUCGGAUACAGACCCCGAGGCCCCGGUGGCCCAGCAGGUCCUCUCGUACGUCAUGGACGACCCCGACUUUGAGUCCGAGGCGUCGGACACGCCGAAGGUCGUGAAGGACAUAUUUCCAGUCAGAGACGAGCUCCUGUCCGACAUCUCUGACGACGACACGCAGUUGGCCGCGGCGCCGGAGCCCCUGAAGCCCACAGUGAUCUCCUUCAAACACAAGGACGACGCCGACCUGUUCGGCCUCGGCCUCCGGGACCAGGCGCCCGCCGCCAAGGACAGCAGCGAGGAGCAGGAAGACAAGGAAAGCAAACCCUCCUCCAAAGACAAGAAGAAAAAGAAGAAGAAACCCAAAGAGGUAAAGUUCUUGUUGUUACAUUGCACACGGGCAGCGAUGUCACACAAUAACUCGUCCGUCCGUCCGUCCGUUUUCAGGAAGACGAAAAGAACAAGAAGAAACACAAACACAAAAAAAAGGAAAAAGACGAAGCGGCAGCGGGAGACGAGAAAAAGAAGAAGAAGUCCCGCACCAAGAAGACGGAGGUGGACGAGCUGGAGGACUUUCUGGGCGGAGGAGCCGCGACCGUCAAGAGGGAUGACGGGGAUUAUGAAGAACUUUAAAAAGACGAGAAAACACUCCUUGACUUGUCAGAGCAUCAAGCAUCUCCAAGCCGCACGCAAAGGCCACCGACCGCACGCAGACGGUUCCGUCUGUCCCGGCAGAUGUAAACCGUGCGGCACAGAUUUAUUGAGAGAGGGCGAGUCAUCGGGAGCCAGAUGUUGGAGUGUUUUAAAGUGGAAUUUGCCUCGUCUGAAAACUCCUCAGUGGGGAUCAACGAUGAGUCGGAGACAACGUGUGAUGCAACGGAAACAAAUACUGUGUCAUCUGAUCCCAGAAGGACCAGUUUCCACAAAACCGUUUGUGAGCCGGCUUUGUGUGCGUGUGUGUGUGCGUGUGUGUGCGUGUGUGUGCGUGUGUGUGUGUGUGUGUGUGUGUGUGUGUGUGUGCGCGCGCGCAACCCGUCACAAGGCAUUAACCCCCCCUCCCCCCACAGUGGCAAUAUCGAGGUCGCGUCCAUGGGUCGUACGAUAAGCGGAUCACAUGAUCAUCGUGACCUCGUCUGAAUUCAUCCGCUGGUUAAUGCACAGCCGCUACUCGCUAUACGUCAACAAACAAAACUUCCAGCCCCCCCCCACACACACACACACACAUUGUCAUCAUGUUUCCUGCAUCUGCCUUAACGGAGGUUCUGCUCCGAGGGAAAGAACCAUUGUCUAAGUGUUCUUACUGUAAAGUGUCCGCUGGCCUUCUCCGCGUCUCAGAAGCCCCAUUAGCAGAUUGCAGUGAAUCAUCAGUUAACCGUUUGUCUUUUUUGUUUUGUUUCCUUUUCCCCUUUUUGAUUCUGGUCAGACCUCAGAAACUCUGUCCCGCUGAGGCGGAUCGCUGCGAGUAUUUCCCUGCGAGUCGUCCCCGUCGUUGUAUCCUUGUCUUCAUUUAUUGCGUCUGUUUUUUGAGUUUGGGGAAUUAUUUAGCGUGAGUUUCUGCCGAAAACACUGGCAGCUUCUCGCGGAUCACAGCGGUUCAAGUCUUCCACAGACGGCCUGCUGGUUCGCUUCCAGGCGCAGUGUGGUACAGACCGUUAGCAGCCUCCUUAAGCCACCACUUUUCUGUUUUUGUUUUUCAAAACCACUGAAGCAUUGUUGCACCCAAGGGAAAAAUAACUGUAUUUUUAGACAUUUCAUAUGGUCUCCAUCCCCCAUUCAUAAGUGGUUUACAGAGAUAUUGUGUUUGAUAUUCAAAGAUGAAACUAUGCAGCAUUGAUCCUGAAUACUGUGUGCGCUUUCUUUCUUUUGUCUUGUGAUUGAGGAUAAAUGCUGAGAGCGCAGUUUCAAGCAAGCAUGAGACUUAAAUGUACUGCAAGAAAAGAAUGUGUAUAUAUAAGUAUGUAUAGAUACUGUUCAUAUAUCUGAAGAGCUUUGUUCCAAACGAUGUCCCUGAAAUGCUACAAGAGGGUCCAGCGGGGUAGUGAGACCUUCUCCUCACCAAUACUAACGAUGGAGAUGUUUCUACAGGGAUCUUGUUUUUCUAAAUGGAUGAAGGGCAUUGUGGAAUAAAACCCUUCAUUUUCUUUUCACUCCAUGACAUGUUCCAUCUUUACACUGUGUUUGGUUUGUCCAAUAAACGCAAACGUAUUUCUUCA
Molecule: messenger RNA, 4535 nt
Organism: Gasterosteus aculeatus aculeatus (three-spined stickleback)
Lineage: Eukaryota; Metazoa; Chordata; Actinopteri; Perciformes; Gasterosteidae
Source: RefSeq, a predicted model, not a curated record